GAAGACGGGAAAAUGAAGCCAUACUGAUUGUAAUGGGAGAAGCAGCUGAACAACUCUUUGGCAUUACCUGUCCAGAAUUACUAAACAAACAACAAGAACCUACAAGACAAGCAUUGCCAAAGGAGAUUGAAAAUACAAUCGGCCAACAAUACCUCUUCGAGAUUCAACCAAAAUCUCAUGGUGAACUGAUUGUGAAAUCUAUUUCUCCAGAUCCAGAAAGUUUUGUAGCAGCAUCAGAACAACAUCCAACAACCGCAACACCCGAUCAUACUAGCACAGAAAGAAAAAGAACAGUGGAAACAAGUAAGAAAGCACUCUUCACCACUGAACAAGAGAAAAAAACCAAAAGGCAAUCCCGGCAUCAAGGAACUACAUCAUCAUCCCUUCAAAGCGAGCAACAUGAAUCACAAACAAGUCGCUGAAUAAGAAUCCGAUCUCUCUGUGU
This is a messenger RNA of Rosa chinensis, 445 nucleotides long. RefSeq lists its product as uncharacterized. Lineage: Eukaryota; Viridiplantae; Streptophyta; Magnoliopsida; Rosales; Rosaceae. The coding region runs from base 33 to 422 and encodes 129 amino acids. The record is from RefSeq and is a predicted model, not a curated record. The transcript has 2 exons.